AUGUUCCCUCGACAUCCAGUGAUGAUCAUCGCUGAAGAACUUACGCAUGUAUACAGGGAACACUUGGAACUAGCAUCUUCAUUUCCAACUACUUUUCCCAAGCCUUCUCAAUGGAAAUGUGAUGUGGGAUGGACGAGAUACGACCACGGAGGAGUUGUUGAACAAGUGGACUGGCCAUUGGAGGAUGUUUUCUUCUUCGAUGUCGAGACCUGUGUUUUGGACGGUCAACUGCCAACACUAGCUGUUGCACUAUCUGCAAAAGCUUGGUACUGUUGGUGCAGUGAGCGCCUUGUACAUCUCACUCCUGUUCCGCUGCUACCUCGGCUCAGGCAUUUGAUUCCUCUGGGAGGUGCUGAAAAGCCUCGUGUUGCUAUUGGUCACAAUGUUGGAUACGAUCGAGCACGAGCCAGAGAGCCUUAUGAGAGAAAGAAAUCGGCACUUCGAUUCAUGGAUACCAUGUCAAUGGCAAUACCGAUGUUUGGGAUGGCAGAUCAUCAAGUCGUUACAUAUGAAACGGACGAUUCAGAUUACAUCUUAAGGGUUUGUUUUUAG
Molecule: messenger RNA, 552 nt
Organism: Haemonchus placei
Lineage: Eukaryota; Metazoa; Nematoda; Chromadorea; Rhabditida; Trichostrongylidae
Source: the annotation of a GenBank genome assembly